This is a messenger RNA of Nycticebus coucang (slow loris), 339 nucleotides long. RefSeq names its product serine/threonine-protein phosphatase 2A 56 kDa regulatory subunit epsilon isoform-like. The record is from RefSeq and is a predicted model, not a curated record. NCBI's taxonomy places the organism in Eukaryota, Metazoa, Chordata, Mammalia, Primates, Lorisidae. Gene Ontology annotation, cellular component: protein phosphatase type 2A complex; cytosol; nucleus. The coding region runs from base 39 to 326 and encodes 95 amino acids. Gene Ontology annotation, biological process: protein dephosphorylation; signal transduction. Gene Ontology annotation, molecular function: protein phosphatase activator activity. The transcript has 3 exons.
CAGAAAGGGCACUCUAUUAUUGGAAUAAUGAAUACAUCAUGAGUUUGAUAGAAGAAAACUCUAAUGUCAUCCUUCCCAUCAUGUUUUCCAGUCUUUAUAGGAUUUCGAAAGAGCAUUGGAAUCCGGCUAUCGUGGCGCUAGUGUACAACGUGCUGAAGGCAUUCAUGGAAAUGAACAGCACCAUGUUUGACGAGCUGACAGCCACAUACAAGUCAGAUCGUCAGCGUGAGAAAAAGAAAGAAAAGGAGCGUGAAGAAUUGUGGAAAAAAUUGGAGGAUCUGGAGUUAAAGAGAGGUCUUAGACGUGAUGGCAUAAUUCCAACUUAACAGAAAUAAUGAG